Siniperca chuatsi (mandarin fish) is the source of this 2300-nucleotide messenger RNA. Its product is annotated as dual specificity mitogen-activated protein kinase kinase 4. Gene Ontology annotation, molecular function: JUN kinase kinase activity; ATP binding. Bases 319 to 1623 code for a protein of 434 amino acids. NCBI's taxonomy places the organism in Eukaryota, Metazoa, Chordata, Actinopteri, Centrarchiformes, Sinipercidae. The record is from RefSeq and is a predicted model, not a curated record. The transcript has 13 exons. Gene Ontology annotation, biological process: MAPK cascade; protein phosphorylation.
UGUGGGUGUUGACAUGUCAGUGUCAGUUGGUCAGCUGAUUGCGGGUCGUAAAGCUUCUUGGCUAGUACUGUUAGCCAGCUUAGUUAGCUUAGCCUAGCUGGGUGUUUGUUUUUGUUAACGUUACCACGUAGGUAGCUUUUAACGUAGCCCAAAACUUUAAAAUAAUCUUAAUAAUUUAACGUAUUUUAAAGUGUUCGACAGUUGCUACCCGCUUGUUUUGCGGCCUGAAGUUGCCGUUAGUGAGGCGGUAAUUAUUGUGGCAGGGAGGGAAGGGUGAAGUUGCUCUCCGUGUAUCUGCAUUGCAGCCCGGUGCUGCUGAUGGAAUUCAAACACACAACAAUGGCGACUCCCAGUCCUAACAACCCAACAACACCUAGCAGCCACAACAGCAGCAAUAACGCGGGAUCUGCAACUAACCACCAUCACCAGUCCCAGUCUCAACACAUUACUACAAUGAGCAGCAUGCAGGAGUCCAACACCUGCUGGAGAUGUCAGAGUGAAACAGGCUUUCAGAUAAACCUGUCUGGAGCUCCCCCAAGUAAACGCAAAGCCCUGAAGCUGAACUUUGCCAACCCUCCGAUCAAACCUGCGACUAGAUUCACACUGAACACGGCGGGGCCGCCCUUUCAAAACCCGCACAUAGAGAGGCUGAGAACACACAGCAUCGAGUCAUCAGGAAAGUUGAAGAUCUCCGCGGAGCAGCACUGGGACUUCACGGCCGAGGAUCUCAAAGAUUUGGGCGAGAUCGGCCGCGGGGCUUACGGCUCCGUCAAUAAGAUGGUGCACAAGCCGAGUAACCAGAUCAUGGCGGUCAAGAGAAUUCGGUCAACAGUUGAUGAGAAGGAACAGAAGCAGCUGCUGAUGGACUUAGACGUGGUCGUGAGAAGUAGUGAUUGUCCUUACAUCGUGCAGUUUUAUGGUGCUCUGUUCAGAGAGGGCGACUGUUGGAUUUGUAUGGAACUUAUGGCUACCUCGUUAGACAAAUUUUACAAAUUUGUAUAUUGCUCAUUAGACGACGUGAUUCCAGAGGAAAUAUUAGGAAAAAUAACAUUAGCUACUGUGAAGGCACUUAACCACUUAAAAGAAAACUUGAAAAUAAUACACAGAGACAUUAAGCCGUCAAACAUCCUCCUGGACAGGAACGGCAACAUAAAGCUGUGUGACUUUGGCAUCAGUGGUCAGCUGGUGGACUCUAUCGCCAAAACCAGAGAUGCAGGCUGCAGACCCUACAUGGCACCAGAGCGAAUAGACCCCAGUGCGUCCAGGCAAGGCUACGACGUGCGCUCAGAUGUUUGGAGUUUGGGAAUCACACUGUAUGAGCUGGCCACUGGGCGGUUUCCCUACCCAAAGUGGAACAGUGUGUUUGACCAGUUGACCCAGGUGGUGAGGGGAGACCCGCCACAACUCAGCAACUCGGAGGAGAGGCGCUUCUCUCCCAAAUUCAUCUCCUUUGUCAACGUGUGCCUUACAAAGGAUGAGUCGAAAAGGCCAAAGUACAAGGAGCUACUGAAAGACCCGUUCAUCCAGAUGUACGAGGAGCGCUCGGUCGAUGUAGCUGGUUACGUCUGCAGGCUCCUGGAUCAGAUGCCAGCGUCUCCCAGCUCACCUAUGUAUAUGGACUGAUAGCAGGACAAGACAGAAAUACAUCAUUAAAUAUACACCAGUCUGCAACAAUAAAGACAUUAAAAAAAAAAAGACAACAACGUAAACAAAACAAAUCCUCGUGUAAAUUUGCUUGGUCCCCUUAUUGCAGUGUUAAAAGAGAAUUGUAUAGCCUAAAAAAAAUAAUAAUCACCAUUUGCAAUAAAAGUGGUGUUCAUUUCAGUCAUGUCUGUAUAAUAUAUCAACGUUAAGCACUUCUGUUUCUCUCUUGUUCACAAACACACAGACGCACAGUCAUGUAAGUAUAAUAGCAGCUGAAUCAAUCAAUCAUGGUCUUGACUCAUCUUGAUGAGGACGCAUCUCAGUGGUUAGUACAGUGAUUUAAGAAAAAAAAAAAAAAGAAAAUAACCUGGAACAUGUAUUUAUAGAACCAAAAUCAUGUGGAGUAUUUGAUUUGGAGCUUCUUCAACAUACUGGAAUCAUGCUCUUUGUGAAUUGUCCCACCUCUUCCAUGUAUGUAAAUGAAAGCAUUGUGUUUGGUAUCUUAAUGGAACUUUGCUUCUCUGGGUAUAAAGCAGUUUAAAGUGUUCGUGGUCAGAAUCAUGUUAGACCUGCAGUCCAGUCAGUGCUGAAAGGCUGCUGUCCUCACUGUGCAAGGACUAUAUGCUGAUAUAUGAAUAAAGGGAGAGAAAGGAAAA